UCCAACAAAUAGCCAAGUUUUGAUUCGUGCACAGCAUUUCCGGAUCCGGAGAAAGCAAAAGGAGAAGUUUAGUCGAAGUGGGUAGAGGAUUGGACUGGAAAUGUCCUCCUCCGUCCUGGAAUUACAAAGCGGUGGACUCAUGAAUACCAAUGCAAUGGGAAUAUUUCCUGCAAAUUUUGGGGCCGGAUUUGGCGUAGACUCUGGAGAGAAGGACAGACCGGUCAUGAUCCUUCGACAACCGAGAGACUUAUACAGCACAACAUCCCUUCAACACCCACCCAAGUGGCCAGUGGAAUGUCAAGUAGUUCCAGAAAAAGUGAGACACAUUGAGACUGUUCCUGCCAAACUAGAACCAUUCUACGUCCCAACCAAUUCGGAGCCGCAGCCGAAACCUGUGGGAGAAGAGAUGGGCACUAUUGUCUAUGAUUAUCAACCUAAGCUAUCCGUCGAUUAUUUUUGUCGCUCGUGUGUCGGAGGCUCUGAAAUCCUUGAAGCUUUCGAGUCCUCUGAGCCAAACGCAUUACGGUUCGAAUCCCGUUUCGAGAGUGGAAAUUUAUCUAAAGCCAUAAAAGUUACGAAUGUGUAUUAUGAGUUGCAUUUGCGACAAGACCUUUACACUGACCGACAUUCCCAAUGGUUCUACUUUAGAAUUCAGAAUACCAAGGAUAACGUCAUGUAUCGCUUCUCCAUCGUAAACUUCAAUAAACCGGAUAGCCUUUACAAAUACGGACUCAAGAUUCUAAUGUACUCAGAAAAAGAGGCACAACUCAAUAAAACUGGGUGGGUUCGAGCUGGUCAAAAUAUUUCAUAUUUCAAAAAUGACAUUCCGACAGAAGAUAACGUAACGUUGUACACGUUAACAUUUAACUUGAAAUUCAAGCAUAGCAAUGAUACGAUUUACUUGGCGCAUUGUUAUCCAUACACAUACACCAGGUUGCAAACAUACUUACGAACUUUGGAGGACGACGCAUUUAGAUCCAACCUCCUCACGGUACGCCUACUUUGUCGGUCGUUGGCCGGGAACAAUGUGUACGUGGUGACAAUAACUUCACCCGAUAAUUACAACGACGAAAACCAGAGAAAACCUGCGAUUGUGAUUUCGGCCCGAGUCCACCCGGGUGAGACGCAGUCGUCCUACAUGAUGAAGGGGAUCAUUGACUUUCUUACGAGUAAUUGUCCCCAAGCAAAGGAACUUCGGGACAGAUUUAUAUUCAAGUUGAUUCCAAUGUUGAAUCCGGAUGGAGUAAUUGUGGGUAAUUCACGCUGCUGUUUAUUAGGUCAAGAUCUUAACCGGCAAUAUAGAACAGUUCUGAGAGAAGCAUUUCCACAAAUCUAUCAAACCAAAGUGCUUCUUCGUAGACUGGCUGAGACGAAUGGAAUAUUUCUUUAUUGCGAUAUACAUGGACAUUCGAGGAGGAAUAAUGUUUUUAUAUAUGGCUGUGAGAAUCGCAAAUUUCCAGAAAAGAAACUCAUUGAACAAGUUUUCCCACUAAUGAUGCAUAAGAAUUCGGCAGAUAAGUUUUCUUUCCAAAAUUGUAAAUUUCGAGUUCAGAAGAAUAAGGAAGGAACUGGACGAGUCUUUGCAUGGACGCUAGGUGUUACUAAUAGUUUUACUCUGGAAAUCUCAUUGGGUGGUUCAACUAUGCCAUCUCGACCUUAUACGCAUUUUAACACUGCCGAUUAUGAAGCCGUGGGUAGACAUUUCUGUGAAACUUUGAUUGAUUUCUCGGAUCCUUCAGUGGAGAAGGAGAGGUUGCGUGAUAAAAUUCUGCAAAAACUGAAUGAUGAAGGUUCCAAUGCGGACGAACCUGUCAAUGUUACCGUAACUGAUUAUUCUAGUCUGUCUCACAGCGAUUCCGACGAAUCUGGAGACGAAUCUUUAAAAAAAUCUAGUGAACAUGACGGCACUAUUCAACCUGUCAACCCCUUAAAACGUCAAGCGUCCCUUCGAAUCUCGAAAAAACGGCCUAAACCAACCACAAUCUCAUCUUUAGUUUCAACCACGACAGCCACAACAACUCAUGUGGAACAACGUGCCUUUCUCAAUUUGAACAAAGCUUCAGUCAAUGCCAUACGAUUUGGGGGGACAACAAUAAGUAGCAAUAGUAGUCGUACUGCCGUAAUAGAAGAAUCGCACACCGAAGACUUUGUUACCCAGAAGGAACUUGCUGUGUUCAAACGAUUGACCAAAUUCCGGAGAAAGCAAGUAAGACGGGAUGAUGUUACUAAUGCGACAGUUACCACCAUGAUGGACAGACAGAGCACCAACAGCUUUGUGUUCUCUGCUGGACCAAAAUGUACUAGCAUUCUAUUUGACGACCCAUUCAACCCCCCAGGGACCUUUUUACGACCACAGUACAGAACACGACCGGGGAAUGAAGAGGUGGAAUUUGAAAAUAAUUUUAAUGACGAUGACAACUGCUCUGGUUCUGGUACAGAAGAUGAAUGCGACGAAAAAGAUGGAGCAAUGAAAAAUAAACAAUUUGCACAAAAACUUCCAACCUCGCCCGGAGAUGAUAGCAAGAGUAUGAGUGACAGCUGCAUUAUCGAAUCUUUUAACCAAAUGAGAGUUUCGGACAGAAGAAUGCCAUCAUCUUACUUGUCCCCAUUUGUGCCGAGAUUGCCACAAGGGAAACCGUACAAGGGAAUGUUACUUCCUAAGAAAAAGUCCUUGGAGGAAGAAUCCCUCUACCAGAAGGAAAGAAGUGAACCCUCGGGGACAACUGGACACCGAAGGAGGGCAAGUCUAGGUCUGGCAACGGUAGAAAAAUCAACCAACGUCGGAACUGCUUUCACCAGGAACUUUCAAACAAUUAAACCAUUUCGAACUUCGGUUACACAUCAACCAAAGUCAAAGGUGGGUUCCACUUCAUCUACAAAAGAUGUGACAAAGGAAUCAGAUAAGACAAGUCAAACCACAGUUCUGCAGAGACGGACAAGGUUUAAACUAUCCAAACUGAAAAAAUCGCAUUAACGGAAUCAAACGCAAGUUCCUCACAGCUAAAAAGUUGUGGGGUUGACGGUUUCAGUAGUCAUCUUUAUAAUUGCAAUAAUUAUAUUAACAUGCCAGUUUACAUGCAGCAAACAAACAUGCAUGUAUAGAAUUUGAGUAUUGUGUUUUCAUCUUGUUACAGUUUUUCAUAAAAUAAAUGAUACAAAAUUAUCACAACUAUUCGAA
Folsomia candida is the source of this 3178-nucleotide messenger RNA. RefSeq names its product cytosolic carboxypeptidase 2-like. Gene Ontology annotation, biological process: proteolysis. The record is from RefSeq and is a predicted model, not a curated record. Gene Ontology annotation, molecular function: zinc ion binding; metallocarboxypeptidase activity. The transcript has 18 exons. Bases 101 to 2974 code for a protein of 957 amino acids. Lineage: Eukaryota; Metazoa; Arthropoda; Collembola; Entomobryomorpha; Isotomidae.